AUGGCAUCGAAAUUCACUUCCCCAUCUGGCUUGACAACUAUCCUAAGAGAACUAAGAGGUCUUAUCUACGACAACCUUGAGGACGAAGAUAUCGCGCCCCUGGCACAGACUUGCCAGCAGAUACGUAGUGAAGUCUUGUCUCGCAUGCCAGGAGGUCGCUUUAUCGACUUUGGAAGAGCUCAUGAUCACUCAGAACUCAGACGCCAAGUUGAAAAAUCUAUCGAAGUCAAGAAACUCGAUCUUAUCGCCGAACCGUGGUACUCUUCUGGAUCAGCACUAAAAGUCGGAGUCACCUGGAAACCGAAGAAUGAAGACUCUAUACGCUGGAGGACUUCAUACUGGACUAUCCGCGAUGGUUCUAAUUUGGCAGUGCCAUAUAGCGGUACGAAAACCGCUAGGCAAACAGUGCGCGAUCUACUCUUGAGCAACUUUCAGGAUCAGAUGGCAAAUAUUAUAAAGUAUUACCCCGCAGCCUUCCUGAAAUUUGAUCUCUUCGGUCAGCUUUGCGCCAUGGUAUGGGAGCUGGAAGACCUAUCGUCGCCAAUGGCGCGGUACAUAUACCUAUAUCACCCCAAGGCCAUUUCUGUCACAUUUCAGGCAGCUUAUAAAGGAUAUUUCCUACUUGCCUUAAUAAUCCUACGGACAAAAAUGUUUGACAUAUGCCGAAUUCUCAAGACUAUGGGCCGCGAUCUACCCUUCACAAUUCCCACUUUGACGACUAUACAAUUUUGCGGUGGGAGAGAUCCGGUUCGCCCUAAAUUGGUUCGUAGGGCCUUCUGGGAGAUGCGGCCACAAAUCAAUCUCCCGAAUUGGAUGAUGCGCCAGGAUAGACGGAAGCGCGGGGUCAUCCAAAAGUCGAGCCAGGCCAUGAGAGCUUUAUCCUUUCUUUUAUGA
Molecule: messenger RNA, 894 nt
Organism: Daldinia vernicosa
Lineage: Eukaryota; Fungi; Ascomycota; Sordariomycetes; Xylariales; Hypoxylaceae
Exons: 1
Coding region: 1-894 (297 amino acids)
Source: RefSeq, a predicted model, not a curated record